This is a messenger RNA of Hansenula ciferrii, 2742 nucleotides long. It is a transcript of the gene PHM7, whose product is annotated as Phm7p. Gene Ontology annotation, molecular function: calcium-activated cation channel activity. The transcript has a single exon. Lineage: Eukaryota; Fungi; Ascomycota; Saccharomycetes; Phaffomycetales; Wickerhamomycetaceae. Bases 1 to 2742 code for a protein of 913 amino acids. Gene Ontology annotation, cellular component: plasma membrane. The record is from RefSeq and is a predicted model, not a curated record.
AUGGCUGAACAAAAAGAAGACGCUAGUAGUUCUACUUCUGCUUUUGUCUCUUCAUUAGUCUUUAAUGGAUUAAUCCUAUUAAUCUUAGUCUUAGCUUUUGUUGCUUUAAGACCAAAAAAUAGACGUGUUUAUGAACCAAAAACCCUAGAUUUAAAAGAUACUAAACCGGAACAAAGACCUCCAAGAGCUCCAAAAGGUCCUUUCCAAUGGAUUACUUUCUUAUUAUCAAGACCUCAAGGUUAUUUAUUACAUUAUGCUGGUGUUGAUGGUUAUUUAUUUUUAAGAUUUAUUUCAAUUUUCGCUGGUAUUUCAUUCCUUGGUUGUUUUUUGAUCUUACCUGUUUUAUUACCUGUUAAUGCAACUAAUGGUAAUUCAUUAAAAGGUUUUGAAUUAUUAAGUUAUUCAAAUGUUAAAAAUAUAAAUCGUUUUUAUGCUCAUGUCUUUGUUGCUUGGGCUUAUUUUGGAUUUAUAAUGUUUGUUAUCUAUAAAGAAUUGGUUUAUUAUGUUUCUCUAAGACAUUCUAUUCAAACUACUCCCCUUUAUGAUGGGUUAUUAUCUUCAAGAACUUUAUCCCUAGUUAAUUUACCAGAAGAUUAUCUUUCUGAAGAUGAAAUUAGAAGAAUUUUCCCAAUUUAUACAAGAUUAUGGUAUGCUCGUGAUCAUACUGAACUAAAUAAAUUAGUUGAAGAACGUACCAAACUAUCAACCAAGUAUGAAGGUGCCUUGAAUGGUGUCAUUGCAAAAGGUGUUAAAUUACAACAAAAAUUAACUAAAAAGGGUGAAACAUUACCAACUGAACCACAAGGUUAUAUUAAAAAAGAACCAACUCAUAAAUUGGGUAAAAUUCCAUUUAUUGGUGAAAAAGUUAAUACUAUAGAUUAUUCAAUUGAUAAAAUUGGGGAAUUAAAUACAGAUAUUUCAGAUCGUCAAAAAAAUGCAAAUACUGCUCAACAAUUACAUUCUGUUUUCAUUGAAUUCCCAAAUCAAUUGGAAGCUCAAAGAGCUUAUCAAUCUGUUCCAUAUACUGAUUUGAAAAAGACAACAAGAUUUAUUGGUGUUGCUCCUGAUGAUAUUAUUUGGUCAAAUUUAAAAGCUUCCAAAACUUCAAAAACAUUGAAAAGAAUUGGUGCAAAUACUUUCUUAACUUUAUUAAUUAUCUUUUGGGCUAUUCCUGUUGCUGUGGUUGGUUGUAUUUCAAAUGUUAAUUUCUUGAUUGAAAAAUUACCAUGGUUAAGUUUUAUUAAUAAUUGUCCACCAGUUAUCUUGGGUUUAAUUACAGGUCUUGCACCAACUAUUGCUUUAGCAAUUUUGAUGUCCCUUGUUCCAGUUUUCAUUAAAUUAGCUGGUAAAAUGUCUGGUGCUACAACAAAACAAGAAUUAGAUUUAUAUUGUCAAUCUUGGUAUUAUGGAUUCCAAGUUGUUCAAGUUUUCUUAGUUACAACAUUAGCAUCAGCUGCUUCAUCAACUGUUACUGCAAUUAUUAAUGAACCAAAAAAAGCUUCAACUUUAUUAGCUAAGAAUUUACCAAAAGCUUCAAAUUUCUAUAUUGUUUAUUUCUUAUUACAAGGUUUAGGUAUGCCAGGUAUGGCAUUAUUACAAAUUGGUCCAUUAAUUGUUUCAAAAGUCCUUGGUUUCCUCAAGAACACACCAAGAAAAAAAUGGGAAUCAUUUAAUACUAUUGGUGGUCCUUCAUAUGGUGUCUUGUAUCCAGUUUAUCAAUUAUUAGUUACAAUUACAUUUUGUUAUGCUAUUAUUCAACCAUUAAUGCUUGUUUUUUCAGCAUUUGCAUUUGCUUUAAUGUAUAUUGCCUUUUUAUAUAAUUUGAUUUAUGUUCAAGGUGUUGAUACUGAUAUGAGAGGAAGAAAUUAUCCAAAAGCCCUUUUACAAAUCUUUACUGGUAUUUAUUUGGCUGAAAUUUGUUUAUUAGGUUUAUUUAUUAUGGCUGAAACUUAUGGUCCUGUUGGUUUGAUUGGUGCUUUAAUGGUUGCUACUGUUGCAUUCCAUAUUUGGUUAAAAUAUAAAUUUGUUUCAUUGUAUGAUGCUGUCCCUGUUAAUGCAAUUUAUGAAGCUAGAGGUGAAGGUUCAUUAUAUCCAAAUCAUGAUCAAGGUUUUAAAGAAAUUAGAGAAACUGGUAAGAAUUAUAUUUCUGAUAAUGAAUCUAAAGGUUUUACAUCACAUGGUUUAGAUGAUACUAAACCUCCAGUUGUUCCAGGUUCAAGUACUGGUGGUGUUUUAGGGGAUUCUAAUUCUUCAAGAAAUGAAACUGUUAUUAAUGAUGGGAAUACAAAUACUUCAAGAACAAAUGAAAAAAUUGGUGAAGAUGGUGUUGAUGUUGAAGGAGGUCAAGGAAACUCUUAUGAUCAAAAACAAAUUGAAACUGAAACUGAUGUUAAUAAAAUUGGUUCCCAAGCAAAAGCUCAACCAUUAGAUGUUGUUAAAAGAUUUUUUGCACCAAAAUCUGGUUAUUCUUUCGCAUUAAUUCGUUCACAAUUACCAUCAAUUUUUAAUUUAUCACCAAGUUAUAAAUCUGAAUACUUGGAUAAUGCAUAUGUUGACCCAGCAGUAUCUGAUGAUGAACCUCAUAUUUGGAUCCCAAGAGAUCCUUGUGGUUUAUCAACUUAUGAAAUUGAAAAAACUGGUGGGAAAGUUGAUGUUAGUGAUGAACACACUGAAUAUGAUGAUAAAGGUAAAUUUGAUGUUACAGGUCCUCCACCUUCUUAUGAAGAAGCUGUUCAAACUUAG